Molecule: messenger RNA, 2083 nt
Organism: Eucalyptus grandis
Lineage: Eukaryota; Viridiplantae; Streptophyta; Magnoliopsida; Myrtales; Myrtaceae
Product: flotillin-like protein 4
Exons: 2
Coding region: 266-1720 (484 amino acids)
Biological process (GO): protein localization to plasma membrane
Cellular component (GO): plasma membrane raft; plasma membrane
Source: RefSeq, a predicted model, not a curated record
AAAUUACCUAAAAUAGAAAAGGUCAAAUUCUUUCGAAAUCGCCAAAGAUCACUAGGAGAAUUCCAUAGAUAAUGACCCAAGUCCGACGGUUUCUUUUCCUAGUGAUCAACAAGGUGGAGUGAAGGCACCCGUUCUUAUCUCCUCGUCUUCCUCCCUCAUCACUUCUGUAUAAAUCCAACCUCCACAGCCUGCAGACACUUCACAGUUCACCCAGCCUACGCACAAGCCCCCUUCUCAGUUCGUUCCCGAGACAGCGAGAGAAACCAUGUACAGGGUUGCAAGCGCCUCCCAGUACCUGGUCAUCACCGGGGUCGGCAUCCCCGACAUCAAGAUAGCGAAGAAGGGAUGGGUCCUUCCCGGUCAGUCCUGCGCCGUCUUCGACGUGUCGCCGGUCAAUUACAUGUUCGAGGUGCAGGCCAUGAGCGCCGAGAAGCUGCCCUUCAUCCUCCCAGCCGUGUUCACCAUCGGUCCCAAGGUCGACGAUGAUGAGAGCCUCCGCAAAUAUGCCAAACUCAUCUCCCCCCACGACAAGCUCUCCAACCACGUGAAGGAGCUCGUCCAGGGGAUCAUCGAGGGGGAGACGCGUGUGCUGGCGGCCUCAAUGACCAUGGAAGAGAUCUUCCGAGGCACCAAGGAGUUCAAGGGGGAGGUGUUUGAGAAGGUCCAGCUCGAGCUCAAUCAGUUCGGCCUGCUGAUCUAUAACGCGAACGUGAAGCAGCUGGUGGAUGUCCCGGGGCACGAGUACUUCUCUUACUUGGGCCAGAAGACGCAGAUGGAGGCGGCGAACCAGGCCAAGAUCGACGUGUCUGAGGCCAGGAUGAAGGGCGAGAUUGGGUCCAAGAGUAGGGAAGGGCAGACCUUGCAAAACGCAGCAAAGAUUGACGCGGAGACGAAGAUCAUCGCGACGCAGAGGCAAGGGGAGGGGAAGAAGGAGGAGAUCAGGGUGAGGACGCAGGUGAAGGUCUACGAGAAUGAAAGGGAGGCCGAGGUCGCGGAGGCCAAUGCCGAGCUGGUGAAGAAGAAGGCGGGUUGGACCAAGGAGGCUGAGGUGGCGCAGGUGGAGGCCGCCAAGUCGGUGGCGCUGAGGGAGGCCGAGCUUCAGAGGGAGGUCGAGAGGAUGAACGCCCUGACACGGACCGAGAAGCUGAAGGCCGAGUUCCUGAGUAAGGCCAGCGUAGAGUACGAAACCAAGGUACAAGAAGCAAACUGGGAGCUGUACUGGAAGCAGAAAGCCGCGGAGGCAGUCCUGUACGAGAAGGAGAAGGAGGCGGAGGCCCAGAAGGCGAUCGCCGAGGCCAGCUUCUACUCGAGGCAGCAGCUCGCCGACGCGGAGUUCUACGCCAAGAAGAGAGAGGCCGAGGCGCUCGUGGCAUUGGCCCAAGCCCAGGGCACCUAUCUGCGGACCCUGCUGGAGGCGCUGGGGGGCAGCUACGCCGCCCUCAGGGAUUACAUGAUGAUCAACAACGGCGUGUUCCAACAGAUGGCGAAGGUGAACGCGGAUGCCAUCAAGGGGCUGCAGCCGAAGAUCAGCAUUUGGACCAGCGGCGGAGAAGGGGGCGAAGGAAGCGGGAGCAGGACUGGCAACGCGAUGAAGGACGUCGCCGGGGUUUACCGGAUGCUGCCUCCGCUGUUCAAGACGGUGGAGGAACAAACGGGGAUGCUUCCGCCGGCGUGGAUGGGCAGCUUGACCGACUCGUCCGGUCAGACCAGUCCAAAAUAAGUGGGAGCCGAUCGAAGGCCAAGAGGUCGUGCUGCUUCGGCGCCAUGUGACUCGAAUGAUUAUUUGAGUUUUUGAGAUUGUGUUAAUUAGGUAGGUCUUUUGGUUUUGUGAAGUAGGAGAACAUAUUGAUGGAAUAUUUUCUAUUUGCGCACUAUACUAUCCUGUUCAAAGUUUUAUUGCUUGAAAAGCUUUCAAGAAUUUAAUUUUCGACGGACAUAUUCUGUGGAAAAUUAAGAGAUACCGUCGAAGCUUUCCUAGGAAAAUUGUCUACCUUUGAUCAUGACGAAGAUGGCGGAGCAUCGCAUUACCGAUGUUGGUAAGCCGGCUUCAGUCGUGAUCAUGCCUAGCGUUCCACACCUAAUU